Cottoperca gobio is the source of this 1095-nucleotide messenger RNA. Its product is annotated as ubiquitin-conjugating enzyme E2 E1-like. NCBI's taxonomy places the organism in Eukaryota, Metazoa, Chordata, Actinopteri, Perciformes, Bovichtidae. The transcript is spliced from 4 exons. Bases 1 to 555 code for a protein of 184 amino acids. The record is from RefSeq and is a predicted model, not a curated record.
AUGGAGGGCUUUGUAGGUCAUGAGGAGGAUCUUGUACUGGAUUCUCUGGGGGAUGGGGAGCCAGGGGAGCUUGUAGAGGACGGGGGUGAUGUGGUCACUGGUCCGGGAGGGGGUGAGAAGACGGGCAGCGGAGUUCUGGAUGUGUUGGAGUAUAUUGAUGAUUUUUGCGGUCACAGUGCCGGUCCCAAAGGAGACAACAUCUACGAGUGGAGGUCGACCAUCCUGGGCCCUCCAGGCUCCGUGUACGAGGGAGGAGUGUUCUUCCUGGACAUCGCCUUCACACCAGACUAUCCCUUCAAACCUCCCAAGGUGACUUUCCGUACGAGGAUCUAUCACUGCAACAUCAACAGUCAGGGCGUCAUCUGCCUGGACAUCCUGAAGGACAACUGGAGUCCUGCCCUCACCAUCUCCAAGGUCCUGCUGUCCAUCUGCUCCCUGCUCACUGACUGCAACCCUGCCGACCCGCUGGUAGGAAGCAUCGCCACACAGUACCUGACCAACAGAGCGGAGCACGACAGGAUAGCCAAACAGUGGACCAAACGCUACGCCACAUAGACAGGACCCCACACACACACACACACACACACCUGCCCUCCUCCCAAAUCUAUGGAAGCACACCCGCUCCUGUCAUCCCCCCCCCAGAGAAAUGAACUGUUAUUUGUUCCAUGCUGACUUGAAAAGCUUCUUUUUUAUACAAAGAGUUUAUUGGGAUUGUAUUUUCCAAUACACUGAAUGUUGAUAUGGUCAUGAAAAGCUUUAAUACUGUUAUUGUUCUCGUCGUCGUCGUUCUUAUUGUUAUUGCAUUGUUUAUAACAUUGUCGCCACCCUCGUCAUCUUCUUCUCUAAAUGCGUGUGCUCUUCCUGUUCCACGUGACGGUUUCAUGAUCGUACCGAGCGAGUGCUUUUACUUUGUCUUUCUGUCGGUGCUUCUACAGCUCAUGGUCAAUAUUAGUGCAUGGCAUCAGGAUGUGUGUUCAUGCAGCGGACAUGUCGUCAUGUGGUGUAUUAUUUCUGUCCCAUCACCGUAUGAUAGUGCUAGUGCUGUACAUUUAAUGCCUGGUGAGGAUACUCGAUUAAACACUGGCUGUAAUGUGA